AUGGCUCCACCUAAAGAUAACAAACAGGGGCAAGAUUCUCAAAACAAGCAAGCAGAACCUACACCAGAAGGAUCUGGAACUGGUCGUAACUCACGCUCCCCAACUGCAGGCCCUUCUGGAAGAACAACCCCUAGAUCAGGAACGACAAAUGCAUCAACAACUCCAACAACUACUUCAUCAGCCGAAGCUGGACCUUCAACAGCUCGUGGCGAAAUACCACGAUCCCCUCCUAAUCAAAAUACAACGUCUGGUUCACCACCCGAGCGUCAAACAUCAACAGUAACUCUCACAAGAGUCACGCUUCCAAGAAGAGCUAGUAAUCAAUCAAUAGCCAGUGAACCUUAUAUAGACCCUGGACCGUCAAGAGAUGUCGCUUCAAUAGCUGGUUCCUCAGUCUAUAGUGCUGAACUAGAAGCAUAUAGUAACUCUGUUGCCUCUGGAUUUCCAAGCAGACAAACAGGUACAUCCAGAUAUGUAUCAACGAAUCAAAAUACUGGGUCAAGUAAUGAUCCGGCUUUUUCAAGUCGAAGUGUUAGCCAAUUGGAAUACGCACAGAGAAGACAAGCAGAUUUAAGCAGAGGACGUUUUCAAUUUGAUGAAGGUAGUUCCGCGCGUGCGUCCGACACAAACCAAAAUCGAAUUGCCGCGUUACAUCCUCCCCCUCUGACCUAG
Spodoptera littoralis (African cotton leafworm) is the source of this 672-nucleotide messenger RNA. The record is from the annotation of a GenBank genome assembly. Lineage: Eukaryota; Metazoa; Arthropoda; Insecta; Lepidoptera; Noctuidae.